GUUGCCAUGGCUGCAGAAGCUCCGAUAAGUACUGCACACGUUUUUGAUGAAAACAAUCUGUUUAGAGAAACUGUUGAAUUUAUUGCACAAUGGGCGCAUUAGCAGAGCUUGCCGGUGAUGAGAAAAAUGGCGAUGGCUCCCGCACAUUUGUUUUUAUUAACGAGGGCCACACGCUAGGCAAUGCACUGAAAACAAUUAUAGCUCGCUAUCCGGAGGUCGAUUUCUGCGGCUAUACGAUACCACAUCCCACCGAGCAGAAGCUACAUUUCCGCAUACAGUCGCAUCGAGAGCGUGCGAUAGAUCUGCUCAAGCGGGGGCUGGAGGAUCUGGAGGCGCUGUGCGAUCAUACAAUAGAAACAUUUGAGAAAGAGAUGAAUACGUUUAAUGCCACAGUUGUAGAGAUAAAUUAAUAUAUUAUACGUAUACAUAUAUGCUAGCCUAUGGAAA
This is a messenger RNA of Drosophila mojavensis, 447 nucleotides long. RefSeq names its product probable DNA-directed RNA polymerases I and III subunit RPAC2 (gene l(2)37Cg). Gene Ontology annotation, cellular component: RNA polymerase I complex; RNA polymerase III complex. The record is from RefSeq and is a predicted model, not a curated record. NCBI's taxonomy places the organism in Eukaryota, Metazoa, Arthropoda, Insecta, Diptera, Drosophilidae. The coding region runs from base 90 to 410 and encodes 106 amino acids. The transcript has 2 exons. Gene Ontology annotation, molecular function: DNA binding; protein dimerization activity; DNA-directed RNA polymerase activity. Gene Ontology annotation, biological process: DNA-templated transcription.